Molecule: messenger RNA, 300 nt
Organism: Loa loa (African eye worm)
Lineage: Eukaryota; Metazoa; Nematoda; Chromadorea; Rhabditida; Onchocercidae
Exons: 2
Coding region: 1-300 (99 amino acids)
Biological process (GO): mitochondrial respiratory chain complex II assembly
Cellular component (GO): mitochondrion
Source: RefSeq, a predicted model, not a curated record
AUGUUCCGAGUACUUCUUGGUCGGAGCAUUAUCCAAACAUUUUGCAAGCAGCAACGUUUUUGCAGAGUUGAUGAAGGUGUUAUGAAUGGUAAGGAGAUUGAAAUUCAGAAAAAGACACCACGAGGGAAGCUGAAUGAUAAGCUGAAAAUGGAAAAAGAGGAAAAACCUUAUGAUGAUCCAUGUCUCCCAAAACAUCCCGGAGGGGUCAAUCCGAUAACCGGGGAAAUUGGUGGGCCAGCGGGACCGGAACCGACCCGUUUCGGCGAUUGGGAGCGAAAAGGACGUUGUAUUGAUUUCUAA